This is a messenger RNA of Colletotrichum graminicola M1.001, 1266 nucleotides long. Its product is annotated as choline/ethanolamine kinase. The transcript has 2 exons. The record is from RefSeq and is a predicted model, not a curated record. Gene Ontology annotation, cellular component: cytoplasm. Gene Ontology annotation, molecular function: choline kinase activity; ethanolamine kinase activity. NCBI's taxonomy places the organism in Eukaryota, Fungi, Ascomycota, Sordariomycetes, Glomerellales, Glomerellaceae. Gene Ontology annotation, biological process: phosphatidylethanolamine biosynthetic process; phosphatidylcholine biosynthetic process. Bases 1 to 1266 code for a protein of 421 amino acids.
AUGACCCAAGGUGUAGGCAACGGCCACCCUAACGGGCUGGUGCUGCCACAUGUCCGAACACUUCCCCUUUUCUACGACAGCGAAGAUUCUCAGCAAUCUGCCACUCGUCUAAUCCUGACUGUUCGACCAGACUGGGCCUCCGACGACUCCAACAUAGAAUUCGUUCGAUUUACCGACGGCAUCACCAAUACCCUGCUCAAGGCGAUCAACAAGCGGAAGCACUGGUCCAAGGAGGAUAUAGACAGGGAGGCUAUCCUGUUGCGAGCGUACGGCAAUGGAACUGCCGUUCUCAUUGACCGCGAGCGCGAGGCCCAGAACCAUGAGCUUCUUAUGAAGUAUGGACUGGCCCCCGAGCUGCUUGCUCGCUUUCAGAAUGGUAUGCUGUACCGCUUCAUCAAGGGCAGCGUGACAGCUCCCGAGGACCUGAGAAAGCCUGCCAUCUACAGGGCUGUCGCCAGUAGGUUGGCCCAGUGGCACGCGACUGUGCCCUGCAUUACUCAGCCGACGUUAACGGAUGGUCACGCCAAGGAGAACGGUGCCGAUGGCCACGAAGAUCCGGAGGCCAUCAUCGACAACGCCGCUCCAGGCAAGCCGGUCCCGAACCUGUGGACUGUGAUGCAGAAGUGGAUACUGGCCCUGCCUACAAACACGCAGGUUCAAAGGGAUAGGCAAGACAAGCUUCAGAAGGAGCUUGAAUACAUUGUCAAAGAGUUCAGUCAGCGUCCCGGCCUUGGUGUUGAUGGUCUCGUGUUUGCCCACUGCGAUCUUCUGAGCGGAAACGUGAUUGUAUUACCGAGCAGCUUGUCCGCGAAGGGUGGCAGAAAGGAAGCUACGGUCACCUUUAUCGACUACGAAUACGCCACGCCCUCCCCAGCGGCAUUCGACAUCGCCAACCACUUUGCCGAGUGGGGUGGCUUCGAUUGCGACUACAAUGUGCUGCCCACAAAGUCCCAGCGCCGAGAGUUCAUCGACGAGUAUGUCCGCUCAUACUUCAGAUACUCUCAAGGUAACACAGGUGUCGACGUCGAAGCCGAGGUCAGGAAACUCAACGACGAGGUUGAUCUCUUCCGCGGUGUGCCGGGGUUCUAUUGGGGCAUCUGGGCACUGAUACAGGCCGUCAUCUCGGAGAUUGACUUUGACUAUGCCUCAUACGCAGAGACGCGCCUCGCCGAGUACUGGGCGUGGAAAGAGGAGAAACAAGGCAGCCGGGCGGCUGCCGGCAAAGAAAUGCCCCUGCGCGAGAGACGAUGGGAGCAGGCGGAGUAA